UUAUCCCGGAAGAUAUCCUAACAGAAAAAAUGGAACUCAAAACCGAUCCCGUUGAGGCUAGACCUCUAUUUCAAGAAGAGACGAUUACGCUUGAUUGACUCGGGCGGGUUGUAACAAAUUGAUUCUUGCGAGUUGCGAGCCUUCAGGUAAGGUCCAGCCGAUCGUCUUUCGGUCUCCGCCGUCCCGUCCCGUCCCGUCCCGUCCGUCCGUCGUGCCGUGCAGUCCCCCGCGCCGCCGGUCGUCCCUUCCGUCGCCGCCGAUGUGGAUAUGUCUCCGUGUGUUGAUGAUCUCAAGCUGUGGAUGAUGAAAGAGUACGGAGUUGUGGAAUCUUGGUGUAGGCUACAUCGUAUAGAACUGGUUGAAGGGAUGGGAAGAAUCGUUGGCUUUAGGGAAAACAGUGAGCUUGUUUCGUACCAGAUACAGAAUUCGUUAAUAAACUUGGAGUUUGCUCAUUUGUUCAAAGGAGGUGGAUGCGGAGACAGAUGCGGAGACGGAGGCGGGGAAAACCUUUGCGAGCAUAUCAGUCUUAAUCUUUCUUUUAUUCAUUUCAGGUAAAAGAAAGAUGCCGGAGGACUUCGAGGAGGAUGCCAGAGACGGUGGUGAUGCAGAGGGCCGACCCCCUCUAGGUGCAGAUUUGCUCAAGUAUCUUAAGGAGUUUGUUGAAAGAUACAAACUCCAGAUUGCUGUGUUUUUUGCUAUUGGUGGCAUAGCUUUGCUAUGCCACCGGGAGGGAGAUGACCGGAAGGCCGCAUAUAGAGAAUUGAUGAAGACGAUUCGAGAUGUUGGCGGUGAAAUUCGCGAUACAGCCAUCGUCGUGAACGACAUUAUCCAUCUUCUUUCAAAGUUUAUUUCUUAUGACGUUUGAUUUUUAUGAUUUUGCUAGUUCGCACUCAUGCAAUGAGGUUAUCUGUAUUAAUUAGUACAUAGAAGUUUCUCCAUCUUUCGGACAAAACACAAUUCUUAACAGCAUCUUUUGUAUGUAAUUUGGAGAGUAUUAAACACAUGACUUCGUCUCGAAAUUAGGAGAGAAAUAAUAUCCAACCAAACAU
Messenger RNA from Cuscuta campestris, 1049 nucleotides. NCBI's taxonomy places the organism in Eukaryota, Viridiplantae, Streptophyta, Magnoliopsida, Solanales, Convolvulaceae. The record is from the annotation of a GenBank genome assembly.